Molecule: messenger RNA, 1500 nt
Organism: Symphalangus syndactylus (siamang)
Lineage: Eukaryota; Metazoa; Chordata; Mammalia; Primates; Hylobatidae
Source: RefSeq, a predicted model, not a curated record
GAACACACCACGGAGGAUUGGGGCUCCCGCACCCCCGGGAGGCUGCCUGCUCCCAGGACCGGUGUGCAGGGCACCUCCAAGAAGUGAUUUACCGCUGUCCUGAGCAAUGCUUCUCAGAACUCCUCAUCUGCAGCCGCGGGAUUGGCUUAUCUCUCAGGGCCACCUGCCCUGCCCUCGGGCCGGGAGAGCUGGCUCAGACAUCGCCUUGGCACAGUCAGCCAUGGGAUAUUUCCUCUCCUCCCAGCCGCAGGGGGAGGCGAAGAGACCGCAAACAGGUUCCAGUUCUCAGGCCAAUGCUUCCUCGCUGGAAGUGGCUGCUUGGAACACUGUCUGGAGAACGAGCCGAGGCUGCCGGCGGCCCACGAGCCCGGGGGACCUGUGGGUCUUGGCGCUGGAGUGGGAGGAGCAGCACGUGGGUGUGAAAUCGAUGAACUCUGAGGGGAGUGACCACGUGUUCUUUCCAGAUCAGAUCGUGGUCUGACAAUGGGAUGGACUGCCUAAAACCCCGACUGUCUUUGGUUGGGCUCUGCUGGAAACAGGCUCUGAGACUAGGAUUUGAGUACAAGUGGUUAAUCGGAAGAUCAUUCUGAGAAGCACAGAGAGAAGUGGGGAAGAGAAACGGGAAGGGAAGGAAGCCAGGCCAGGUGAAGUUGAGGAGCAGGCCACUGUUGUGGACAUCUGGGUUCAUGGACAUCUCUGGGGACAUCAGGGGGGUCCAGCCUGUGGGAACCUCUGGGUGAUGGUGCCAAAUACAUCUCAAGGUUUUCCUGCCCAAGGGUGAGAAAGCUGUGGAGCUUAUCUAAGGAGUCCUGGUUAUCAUUGGCUGAGGGCUGCUCCCGGGGCCAGUUCACCAAGCACAGCCCUGAACACAGAGAAAGCCUUCAGGCAGCAUCAGGUGCUACAGGCAGAGAGUGCUGUGGGAGUGGUGAGGAGCGAAUAAAUGAAAGUAAAGAAAUGAAAGCAAGGCCCUGACGCUGUCUGCUCAGGGACGACACCAAGAAAUCAGGAUUGUGUGGUCUUCAAAGAGCCAGGAUCUGGUAAGAACCUGAUGUCUCUGUGGCAUAGCCAUUCUUUGGAGAAAAACAGCUAUGAACACCUGUAACCCUACUGUAGCUGUGGCCCUCGUGCCUCAGCCCAGCAGUACCACAGUAUUUUUUAAAGUGUGGCGCGGCUGGGUGCAGUGACUCACACCUGUAAUCCCAGCACUUUGGGAGGCCGAGGCAGGUGGAUCACUUGAGGUCAGGAGUUCAAGACCAGCCUGGCCAACAUGGUGAAGCACUGUUGCUACUAAAAAUACAAAAAUUAGCCAGGCCUGGUGGCAUGCGCCUGUAGUCCCAGCUACUUGGGCAGGAGAUCGGGCAGGAGAUCAGGCAGGAGAAUCGCUUCAACCCAGGAGGCAGAGGCUGCAAUGAGCCAAGAUCGCACCAUUGCACUCCAUCCUGGGCAACAGGGCGAAACUCUGUCUCAAAAAAUAAAAUAAUUAAAAAAAAUAAAAUAAAA